GGACUAUCCCGUACCGCCGAGGUCGAUUACGGCCUACUUCAAUCGAGGCGAAUCCCGUUAAAGUGCUCCGAUGAAGAGCGAAACGUUGGCCCUGCAUCGCCGUCAUUACCGCUACCACGGCCACCGUCUCCAUCACCAUCACCACCAGCCAGUGCAACCCCGGGCGGUUGAGCGCCGUCCCGCCGUCGUCGUCGUCGUCGACAGUCUACCGGAUCCCAGACCGCGGUGCUCGGUUUGGCGCACGGACGCCAGCCCACGAAACCUUCGCAUGUUGAUUGAAGGCCUCCGAAACAUUACAUCACCAUGUCAGAAUCGUGGCAUCUAUGCUGGACGAAGAAUCUGAAGCAGCAGCAGGAGCAACACCAUCAUCACCACCACUACCACCGCCAUCAUCAUCAUCAUCAUCAUCAACAACAUCACGAGAGAGAAACGUUUUUGCUAGUGGUUUUCUAAACAAUACACUGCAUUCCGAUACUGGAUUGGGUUUGGCGAAGGAACGGGAGCGAAAAUCAAAUUCGUAAUCACCAACAUCGGUGUGUUGUGUACUCGAUCCAGUACCGUCCAAGUCGCGCAGAGGCCGGAAGGGACGCCCGUAGUCCCAUUCGAUUCUUGCCGAAGAACUCCACAUCAAGCAUCAAAUUGCCAUCACAAUGUCGGAUGCGGGAUCCAACUAUCGCACGUCGACCUCGUUUACCACUAUGCCCCCGGUGCUGACCGAAAGCCAAAAAGGUUCGGUCGAGGACAUCCAGAUCUCACUAGCACCAUACAUACAGUCGUAUCUGAGCCAAACCGGGCGGCGCCAUUCGUGCUGCAGCGUGAUGCUGCCGGUUGCGUUCGAGCGGGCUGCGCCACGUUCCUGGUUCGAUCCGCGCUUCGACUCGCCCGUCCUAGAGGGCCAGUACCAGGCCAGCGUGUUUCCGCAGCUACGGUUGAAAUUUCGCUUCGCACUGUUCUACAUCCUGCUCUGCUCGCUCGUGUGGCUGCUGUACUUCCUGCUUGACGGUGGCCCGACCAGCUUCACGCUGCUGACGGUCGCGAUCGGCGUGAUUUUCCUGUUCGCGCUCGCCGGCCUCUGGCUGACCGGCACCGACCUCUACCGGGCGCACACCAACCUGAUCUCCUCCUUUUGCGCCGUUCUGCUGUGCAUGUUCUCACUCUUUCUGCUGCUGCUGACGCGCGAAGCGCUCAGCCCGCUCGGCCACUUUUCCAUCUGCAUCGAGAUCGUCAUGCUCAUCUACACCAUCAUACCGCUGCCGCUGUGGCUCUGCUGCACGAUCACGAUGACCUACUCCGUUUGCUUCGAGGUGCUCUCGUUUCUCCACCAGACGCACUACGACUACAACUCGCGCCCGAACGGGUCGCCACUGCUGGGCUCGGCUGCACAAACCGCCGCACGGCUAACCACGGACACGUUCGUUUACAAGAUCAUGCUCAUACGGGUGCUGAUACAGCUGUGCGUACACCUGAUCGGCAUCCAGAUACUGAUCAUGACGGUCGUGCGGAUGCGCGGCACGUUCAUGAAGGUUGGCCAGAAUCUGCUGGUGCGCCGUCAGCUCGAGAUGGAGAAGCAGCUGAAGGAGAAGAUGAUCCACUCGAUGAUGCCGCCGAAGGUGGCCGACCUGCUGCUGAAGGAGAGUGGCAGCGUUCCGAAGGGGGGCGGCACCAGCUUCGAUCAGCCGUACUCGGCGGCGGCCGCGGCCGCCCGGCGCACCACACCCUCCGAUCUGAAGUCGCUGUUCCGGCCGUUCCACAUGAACCGGAUGGAGAACGUGAGCAUACUGUUCGCGGAUAUCGUCGGCUUUACGCGCAUGUCCUCGACGAAGACGGCCGAGCAACUGGUGGAAAUUCUAAACGACCUGUUCGAGCGGUUCGACGACCUGUGCCUGAUGAAUGGCUGCGAAAAGAUUUCCACCCUCGGCGAUUGCUACUACUGCGUGUCCGGGUGUCCCGAGCCGCGGCCGGACCACGCGAUCUGCUGCGUGGAGAUGGGCCUCGGCAUGAUCGAGUCGAUCCGUGUGUUUGACGCGCAGCGUCAUGAGGGCAUCAAGAUGCGCGUCGGCGUCCACACCGGGACGGUGCUGUGCGGUAUCGUUGGCACCAAGCGGGUCAAGUUCGACGUGUGGAGCAACGAUGUAACGCUCGCAAAUCGCAUGGAAUCUAGCGGGAAGCCCGACCAGGUGCAUGUGUCAGAAGAAACGUGCGGUUUUCUCGGUGAUUCGUACUUUAUUGAGGAAGGGGAAGAAGUGGACGGUCAUAGAACGUACUUUGUGCUCGGCAAGAAGGCCGACCUGAUCGGGUCGGUCACGGAGGGACUGUCGAGCAUUGGUCUGCCGACCGAUAUGAACCUGCUGGCUGCGUCACCCAUCGAUGAGCCGCCGUACCCGAGUAGCGAGGAGCACCAGGACAGCUCCUGCCUUUCGCGCAGCGCCACCAACCUGUCCGCCAUCCAGCCCGCCGUGCCACCGGCGUCUCCUGCCGGGCCAAUCUUUUUCUCCUCCCUGCAUGCCUCGCCUGUUUCGACGCCGCGGCCCCGCAUCGCGUCGUUGAGCAAGAUGACGAAAUUUAUCAAGUCGGCCGUCAAGGGCGACGGUACGCGCCUGUUGAACCAUGCACGAGGCAGUGGUGGUGCGGUGGAGAAACCAAAAAUCAUCAUCAGUGCCAAAUCGAUCUCGAAUGGUUUUGAUUCCGACGACGAAAUGGGGGAAAAUGGUCCGGUAUCGUCGGCGGCAACAUCCGCGACCGACCGGUUCCACCAGUGGCGGGUCGGGCGACUACUGAAGCGCUCGGAACCAGCGGUAGCGCCGAACGGUAGCACGCCGGAGACGGCGGAGGGUGGCAGAAUCUGUGAUAGUACUAGUAAGAGCUGUGACGAGGGUGGCGGUGUGCCAUGCGGUGGCGAGCAGUGCUAUCAACACGUGCCGAUCGUGAUCGUUACGCCUCGACCCAGCUGCUACACGUUGGACGUAUCGAAUGGCAGCGCGUCGGCCACGACUGGUGCGACCUGCUCCAGUGGAAGCAUCAGCCGUGGCGGUGGGGGCGCAAAGGCCGCAUGCCAAGGCCAGGAUCUGACGCACGCUAGUCAGAGCUCGAUGUUCGACGAGAUUAUCGAUGUGCGCUCGUACAUUUCGCAAUCGCGCAGCGACAUUUCCCCGUUCGCUCGUACCGGAAGCUACCGCUCGCAGCAGGCCGAUCGCUCGUCGAUCAUCCACGAGCUGGCGGCGGGCAGCGCCGGGGGCACCCUAGGGCGACCACGCAGCUCCACCAUCACCAACGCACCGCAUACGUACGCCGCAUGCAACGCCGACCACCAGCAGCAGCACGUGCGGCACGGCUCGGUCGUCGUUUGUCCGAGCGCACGGCUGCUUGGUGCGGACGGAGCUAGCCUAUCCCCAUCAGCCACCUCCCGAAAGGACUCCGGUAUCCGCUCGAACAGUCGGCGCUCGAGCAUCCAGCAUCAGCUGAUGCUGAUGAGCCAAACGGUGGGGCUGUCGGUGCACCGUGUGUCUGGUUACUUUACCAGCUCGCAGUCCAGUCUCUCGGCGGGACCGAUGGCGUCGGCGGCCGAGUGCCCAGGUGCCGCGGGGACUGCCACCAGCACGCUCAAGCCGAACGGCAACCUGCAGUUCGGUGACAAGCAGCAGUGUGGACCGCAUCCGGAUCCGCUCGCCGCCUGCCUGCAGCAGCUGCGCAAGCAGUCCGACCUGCAGCUGAUCCGGUGCGUGCGGGACAAUGCGCGCUCGCAGCGCAGCUACCUGGUAAAGCCGCCGCUCUUGCCACUCUCGCUGCGCUUCAAGUCGCGCCCAAUGGAGAAGGAGUUCCGCUCGAAGGCGCACCGCUUCGCAGGCGACACGGCGUCCGAGCUCGAGGAUGGCGGGCCGCCGACGCUCGCCACGCCCAAGUACAACACCUACAUCGACCUGCUUGUCUCGUUUGUCGUCUACCUGGCCACCUCGACCUCGCUCUUUCUCCUCUCGCCCUCGGUGUAUCUCGAAUCGUACAAGGUUUGGGUGUGCAUCUUCGUGUUCUUCAGCACGGUGCAGCUGUUCGCGCUGUUCAUCUGCACCAAGCAGGUGUGCCGGAGGGCACAGCGCAGCGCCAAGCCGUCGGUGCGUCGGGCGCGCCCGCUCGCAACCCGCAGCUGCUACGACUGCCUGCUGCAGCUCGCGUCCGCCUGGUACCCGUGGCACCUAUGUGGCGGCAUCCUGAUGUCCCUGCCCGUCGUCUCGAUCCUCUCCAACUUUGCCAUGAUGGACGUGACCAAGUUUCGCGUGUUCGAGUUUCACUACGGCUUCCUGAUGUACAUUUGUAUCGUGCACUUUUGCAACUUCACGCAGCUCAACUGGUGGAUGCGCAACUGCAUGGCGCUCAUCACGUCGGCCGCGUUCGUCGGUAUCGCGGUCGGGCAUAUGGUGGAGCUGCAGGCGCUCGAGGUGGCGACGGCCGCACUCGAGGUCGCCGCCAAUGCGAGUGCCGCCGCUGGCACGCCGCUUCUUCUGGGCGACGCCGUAUUACUACCGCAAGGCAGCAAAAUGCUCCACCGCGCCCAGUUCGAUUGGUUCAACAACUACCGGAUCGAGAUCUACGUCGAUCUGUUUCUGCUGCUCGUGCUGGUGUGGUUUUUGAACCGCGAGUUCGAGAUCGGCUACCGGCUGAGCUUCCAUGGUAGCGCGGUCGCCAACCAGGACAAGAUCCGGGUGCAGAACAUGAAAAACCAGGCGGACAUGCUGCUGCACAACAUCAUCCCAAAGCACGUGGCGGAGCAGCUGAAGAACACGGCCAAGUACUCGGAGAACCACCACAACAUCGGCAUCAUCUUCGCCAGCAUCGUCAACUUUAACGAGAUGUACGACGAGUCGUACCUCGGUGGCAAGGAGUAUCUGCGCGUGCUGAACGAGCUGAUCGGCGACUUCGACGAGCUGCUGGCGCGGCCCGAGUUUCGUUGCGUCGAGAAGAUCAAGACGAUCGGCAGCACGUUCAUGGCCGCGUCCGGGCUCGAUCCGAGCAGCCGGGGUGAAAACUACGAGCACCUGUACACGCUGCUUGACUUUGCGCUCGCCAUGCAGCAGGUGGUGGAGUCGUUCAACCGCGACCUGCUCGAGUUCAAUCUGAUCAUGCGCGUCGGCUACAACUUUGGCGACGUGACGGCCGGCGUGAUCGGCACGAGCAAGCUGUACUACGACAUCUGGGGCGACGCGGUGAACGUCGCCAGCCGCAUGGACUCGACCGGCGUCGCUGGUCGCAUUCAGGUCGGUAGCGAUUGCAUACCGGUGCUCGGCGAACGCUACGAUUUUGAGCCGCGCGGCAGCGUGUACGUCAAGGGCAAGGACCACAUGGAAGUGUACCUGCUGGUUAGCAAAAAACCUGACUUACUGGGACCACCCGAGCUAGAUAUAGAUCCCGUUUAAAGGUAGAGGAGGGGCGGCGAAUCGGCAAACUGUGCCUGCCUCUCACGGCGGUUCUUUGGGUUCGAUCUUGCUUAUUCUAGUUUGUACCAACACGCAUCACGUUUUCUAUUUUUCAAGGGGUGCACAACAAAUCUAGAAUACCGUACCAUAGGCACACAGUAGCACAUUGAAACACAUCAGAACGAAGCGUUCGAAAAGAUGUUCGUAAGCACCCGCGAAACGACGGUGCGUGAUUUUAUCAACUGUCAGCUCUCACAAGUGCAUGCCACGAAAGUAAAGGCGAGGGCAAAACAUUCAACUAUAUAUACAUAUAUGUAUAACAACUAUAUACAAAACAGAGAAACAAAUCUUGCCCAAACGAACCAAACGAACAAGGAGGAAUAUGUGCAAAAAUAGAAUAACUACGAAAUGGUUUCGCCUAUACACAAGCCUGGCAGAAGGAGCCAAGCGCUAGCGGAGUGAACUAAUCUCGCACGAUAGAUGCAGAACGUCCGUUCGGUUUCGCAUUGCCUUGCCAUCUUGUUCCCCGGGGCAUCCCUGGCCUUUUUGAUGCGUCCUAGCGCGAGUAUGAGAACAGAUGGAGCUGACCCGGACUUCACCGUAUUAUGUUUUACCGUGCUAGUACUAUUUUAUAAUUAACGAUUGUUGCUUCGUUUUAGAUACCGAUGGUGCGGAUAAGUUAUCACACGAAAAGAAGAUGAAUUAGAUCAGCGCCAACAAGGCUGGAGGGAUCUAUGGCAAGAGUAUAAAAGGUCGAUGAUAUCGAAACACUCCUCGGAUAAUAGCUAGUCUGUAAAGAAACCAAUGUUUCGGCAUCUACUCGUAUCAACCAAUUCUUGCCAAUGGUUCCAAAUGUACCACGCAUUUUUUAAACAUGCAGGUGUGUUGUUUUAUCUCUUAAGCGGAGUUAGUUUUUAUUUUAGAUCAUCAGAUUGUAAUUGACCCUCUCACCUGAUCCUG
Messenger RNA from Anopheles coustani, 6365 nucleotides. It is a transcript of the gene Ac13E, whose product is annotated as adenylate cyclase type 9. Gene Ontology annotation, biological process: adenylate cyclase-activating G protein-coupled receptor signaling pathway; cyclic nucleotide biosynthetic process; intracellular signal transduction. The transcript has 9 exons. Lineage: Eukaryota; Metazoa; Arthropoda; Insecta; Diptera; Culicidae. Gene Ontology annotation, molecular function: adenylate cyclase activity. The coding region runs from base 651 to 5405 and encodes 1584 amino acids. The record is from RefSeq and is a predicted model, not a curated record.